Messenger RNA from Terrapene triunguis (Three-toed box turtle), 1716 nucleotides. RefSeq names its product transmembrane channel like 3 (gene TMC3). NCBI's taxonomy places the organism in Eukaryota, Metazoa, Chordata, Testudines, Emydidae. The record is from RefSeq and is a predicted model, not a curated record. Gene Ontology annotation, cellular component: plasma membrane. Gene Ontology annotation, molecular function: mechanosensitive monoatomic ion channel activity. The transcript has 15 exons. Bases 1 to 1716 code for a protein of 571 amino acids.
AUGGGCAACCAUUUACAGUCUGAGCAAAAUGCUAAUCAAGUAAUUGCACAAUCGCCAGGGUUGAUUCUAGACAGAAAAACACAAGUGAAGCCUUCCAGAAUGCCAUCUGCUGCAGCCGGGUCUAACACAGCUUCAGGUAUUGCCAGAAUGACAACAGUAAGUGGGUCUGCUGCAGUGAAAACUACGAAGUCCUGCAAAAGGCACAAAAGUGUGAGGCAGCAUGCCAGCAUGUAUGCGUACAAGGAGCCACCCCACAGUAACUCAGGUGAUGAUAAUGGUGAUUUAAAUGCGGACAGCAAUGACCCAGAGCAGAUAUUCCAGAAUAUACAAUUUCAAAAAGAGAUCAUGGCAAACAUCCGUUGCAGACCAUGGCCCAUGAGACAGAAGCUGAGGGCACUCAGACAAGCUAAGGAGAUUGUGUUGAAAUAUGAAGGCAGGCUCACUAGAACAAGAGGUUACCAAGCAGCUGGUGCAGAGCUCUGGAAGAAGUUUGUUCGGCUUGCAUAUAACUUUAUGGUAAUCUUCAUUCCUUGGGAAAUGAGAAUAAAGAAAAUAGAAAGUCAUUUUGGAUCCGGAGUUGCCUCUUAUUUCAUCUUUUUGAGAUGGCUAUUUGGAAUCAAUAUUGUGCUUACCAUAAUGACAGGAGCAUUUGUGGUUUUACCAGAGCUCCUGGCAGGAGCGCCAUUUGGAAGCACUAUCAGCAAGACCAUCCCAAAGGAGCAGUUUGCAUCAGCACAGGACCUGGACACCAUCUGGUCACUGGGGGGUUAUCUCCAGUACUCUGUUUUAUUCUAUGGCUACUAUGGCCGAGAUCGGAAGAUUGGGAAAGCUGGGUAUCGGCUGCCCCUGGCUUACUUCCUUGUUGGAAUGGCAGUAUUUGCUUAUAGCUUCAUCAUCCUCUUAAAAAAAAUGGCGAAGAACUCAAGAAUGAGUCUAGCAAGUGCCUCUGAUGAAAAUUAUACUUUCUGCUGGAGAGUGUUCUGUGCUUGGGACUAUUUAAUAGGAAAUCCAGAGGCUGCAGAAAGCAAAGCUGCUGCAAUAGUUAAUAGUAUCAGGGAAGCUAUUUUGGAAGAGCAGGAAAAGAAGAAAAGCAAAAACCUGGCUGUGACAAUAUGCUUAAGGAUUAUUGCAAACAUCCUUGUCCUUCUCUCACUUGCUGGAAGUAUUUACAUCAUUUACUUUGUUGUGGAUCGAUCCCAAAAAUUAGAGCGUACCAAAAAGGAACUGACGCUUUGGGAGAAAAAUGAGGUGAGUGUCGUUGUUUCACUAAUUACUAUGAUUGCACCCUCUGCAUUUGAACUUGUGGCAGCGCUAGAGAUGUAUCACCCUAGAACCACUCUUCGUUUUCAGCUUGCCAGGGUUCUCGUUUUAUAUCUGGGAAACCUCUACAGUUUAAUUAUUGCUCUGUUGGAUAAAGUGGACAGCAUGAGUAUCGCUGAAGCUGAAGCUAACAGCAGUGCAAGUAACUGGAUAGAUUCCACCACCUUCUUAGUCACCAGAACCCUUCCCGAAGAAGACAACUUAUCUACCACUAUCCCUGAUAUAAGAAUUAAGGGAAACAGCACAUUGACACUGGAAAAGAGUCAUACUCAGAACUAUACAAUACCUGUCGUGCUGGUUAACAAGACAACUUCCUAUCCCUACAACAUGCAAAGUCAGAAGGAUCAGUGCUGGGAAACGUACGUUGGUCAGAGACCUUAUCAAGGCCAGAACUAA